AUGGCAUUCUAUGAUUUGAAUAUUCCGUAUAAUGAACCCAACGCACCGGGAAUCGCUAAUACAUUGCGAUUCUUAUCUGAAUUGGGAUACUCUACCGUGGCCCUUUCGCAAUCGAUAGCAGGAAAACUGCCUGCGACCGUGUCCCCGUUACCUCUACCAAGCAAUGUUCCCCCGUCUCUCACCAUCCUGACUCGAUUAAAUAUCACACUCUCGGAUGCCACACAAAACCAGCGCCUAGCAACGUUAGCACAAUCGUACUCACUGGUUGCUAUACGCCCUGUGAAUGAGAAGGCGCUGUCUCAGGCUUGUAAUAGCCUUGACUGUGAUAUCAUAUCUCUCGACCUAUCUACACGGCUACCGUACCAUUUUAAAUUCAAAACCCUCUCCGCAGCAGUAUCACGAGGCGUACGACUUGAAAUAUGUUAUGGACCUGGAGUAACGGGUAGCGGGAUGGAGGCGAGACGAAACCUAAUAUCAAAUGCAGCAUCGUUGAUCCGUGCCGCGCGGGGCAGAGGGAUCAUUAUCUCUAGCGAAGCAAAGCAAGCUCUUGGUGUCCGGGCGCCAUGGGACAUUGUGAAUCUUGCGUGUGUCUGGGGGAUGAAAUCUGAGAGGGCGAAGGAGGCGGUAAGUGAGGAGGCAAGGAAGGUGGUGGAUAUGGCUCGGGUAAAGAGGACGAGCUUCCGCGGAACGGUGGAUGUGAUGUACGGAGGAGAGGGGGAUGACGCUGGCGCAAAGAAGGCUGAUCUGGUCAAUAAACCAGGAAAACAGCCAGCCACUGUCUCUCUCGGCGCGUCUGAUCGGGGCGGCGUGAAACGGAAAGCGUCCUUAAGUGGCCCUGAAGGUCCGAGUAAGCCUUCUGACGAGCCGCAACUAUCCAAACGAGAGAUGAAGAGACGGGCGAAAAAGGCCAGGUUAGCGAGCGCCAACUCUUCAGGCGCGUCUCUGGCAGCUUCAUGA
Molecule: messenger RNA, 957 nt
Organism: Trichophyton rubrum CBS 118892
Lineage: Eukaryota; Fungi; Ascomycota; Eurotiomycetes; Onygenales; Arthrodermataceae
Exons: 2
Coding region: 1-957 (318 amino acids)
Biological process (GO): tRNA processing
Cellular component (GO): nucleolar ribonuclease P complex
Molecular function (GO): RNA binding
Source: RefSeq, a predicted model, not a curated record